Messenger RNA from Oppia nitens, 908 nucleotides. RefSeq names its product histone H3.3C-like. Bases 214 to 816 code for a protein of 200 amino acids. The record is from RefSeq and is a predicted model, not a curated record. NCBI's taxonomy places the organism in Eukaryota, Metazoa, Arthropoda, Arachnida, Sarcoptiformes, Oppiidae. Gene Ontology annotation, molecular function: protein heterodimerization activity; structural constituent of chromatin; DNA binding. Gene Ontology annotation, cellular component: nucleosome. The transcript has a single exon.
UUGCAUAAGUUUUUAAAAGUUUCAACUCUUGAGUCAUCUAUAAAUAGAUAGCUUUAAAGCGCUUAUAAAACGUUCGAACAUUUGAUGCAAACAUUGAAUCAGUGUUUGUAUUGUUCGACAAAAACAUUGAUUUUAAGUGAUUGUUGUGUUUUGUGUCGUCAAAGAAGAUAACUAUCACUCAAUUGAUCCUAAAGUCACCACAACUGACACAAAAUGGUUCGACAAAAACAAGCGGAACCCGAGUUUCGAAUUAAGCCGAGAUCACAAAUGGCCAAAAAGAGUACGUCGGGAGUGCCGCGCGACCAACUGUAUUGGCAAUCAACUAGUGGUCAACACGUGUCCACUCACACACCGAAUCAAGAAGUGGACAAUGAGUCGACAGAUUCAUCGGCCACUCGAAGGUCAUCACAGUUUGCAAUCGAGGCGUCCGAUCGAUUGAAUCGCAUUUUACAAACAAAGACUGGAAAGACAGGAAAAGGACACAAAAGUACUGGCGGUGGACAACAAGUCAAGAGACGGCCGUACAGACACAGACCCGGAACUAUUGCUCUCAGAGAAAUCAGAAGAUACCAGAAGACAUGCGAACUGCUAAUCCCAAGACUUCCAUUUCAACGAUUGAUCCGUGAGAUCGCCGGCCAAAUCCGCGACAAUCUAUUGUUUCAAACGGCGGCGCUUUCGGCACUUCAAGAGGCAGCCGAAGCAUAUCUGGUCGGACUGUUUGAAGACACAAAUCUGUGCGCAAUUCACGCCCGAAGAGUGACAAUAAUGCCCAGAGAUAUACAACUUUCGCGAAGAAUUAGAGGAGAGAGAAGUUAAGACUGGAUUUGAUUGUCUCUUAUUUAAGCAUUUGUUUAACUUUCUUAUAAAGUUAUUAUUAUUAUUAUUAUUAUUACUAUUAUUAUUAUUAU